AAAACUUACACUUAAGAUUGACUGACUUGACACUGCAAGGAGAGUCAAACACUCGGAUGGGACAAUUGCGUAUUUUAUCAUUUUUAUUUUAUUUUUAAGGAUAUUAUGACAGUAUAAUUUAUUAACAUUUGAAGGACUUGACUGACCUUUAGCUGUGACGUUGUGUGUCCUGCUGGGGUCUGUCCGGGCUUUGCGGCACGUGCGUGGGGCAGACAGACAGGAGAGAUGAGCCGCUUCCUCAACGUCCUGCGGAGCUGGUUGGUGAUGGUGUCCGUCAUCGCGAUGGGAAACACGGUGCAAAGUUUCCGAGACCACAGCUUCUUAUCAGAAAAACUCUACACGGGUACUCCAGAGUUUGUGAAUGGCCUUCAGGCUCGCACUUUUGGAAUAUGGACUUUGUUGUCUUCCAUCAUCCGCUGUGCUUGUGCCAUUGACAUUCAGAACAGAACGCUGUAUCACAUCACUUUAUGGACCUUUGUGCUGGCGUUAGGCCAUUUUCUAUCAGAAGCCUUCAUCUACAAAACUGCACCACUCACUAUCGGAGUCAUGGCUCCACUUAUUGUUGCAAGUUUUUCCAUCAUUGGGAUGCUCAUUGGAUUCCAGUGUUUUACAGAGACUCAGGAGGAAGAGACCGUCCGACAGAAGAAACGAAACUAGAGGCGACUUUUGACCAGUCCUUUAACAUGCCCUUUUAUAUGUCUAUCCCGAUAUGUAUGCAUAAAUGUAUUUUCACAAAAUGAACAAUAUUCUAGAGAAUUGAUGCAUGCCAAAAGGUCUGUUUUUAUUUUGUUUUAGUCAUUCAUGAGAAAUAUUUCGUAAAUCAACCCUCAUCCAUAUUUUUCUAGGAGCAUAUGCGACCCAAAGAACCCCUACAUUUUAAAAUAACCAGGGUUAUUACCCAUCAGUUUUUAACCGAAUAGUGUUGUGCAUAAUUGAACAAUUUCAAAAGAUUUUAAAAGAAAAUGGUUUUUGUCACUGCUUUUCAAAAAUAUUUAUAGAUGUUUGAAUUGUAGUGAACAUGUCAGCUCAUGUCCAAAACCUUACUUUCUCAUUUUACUUUUGGCUGCCAUUCAAAUUUACUGCCAUUUUCUGCAUUAUAUUUAAUGCUCUCUUUCUUUUCUUCCAUUAGCCUGUUCAAACAGAUUCACAAAAGAACAUUUUAUGAUCGAACUAGAAUAUUAAAUGCCUAUUAUUAAAAUACAUUUAACUAAAGUGUUCUAAUUGUUAAGUUUCUUGUUCUGUUUAGUUGGUUUUGUAAAUUGUUUAGUUUAUUUUCCUCUUUUUCUCAUUACCCAAUUGUUUUGACUGUGUGGUUACUAUCCUAUCUUUUUUGUGGUCAUCUUCAUACUUGUGUCACAUUUGGCAUUUCUUUUAUUUUGGUGACAUCUAAUUGUGAUCCCCACAUGUAAUGACCCAUUGUCCAACUUGUGUUCAUUUUGAGGGUUUUCCAUUACUGUGGUGUCUUUGUGGUUUCAAAGUUUGAAUGAGUUGGUUCUCUUUGAGUCUUUUUUUCCAGACAUUCCUUAUGCAUUAUUCUUUUAAUUUAUCAUUUGCCUGUGGUUGUUUGACUUUUCUGUGAAUCUUUUGAAACUGUUUCCAUUUUGUUGUGAAAAAAAUAUCCUGCAGGUUUCUAGGAUGAAAUUGGGCCUUUAGGUACCCAACUCUGUCUUGUGUAAACAGAAAAAGUCACACUCAA
Molecule: messenger RNA, 1696 nt
Organism: Oryzias latipes (Japanese medaka)
Lineage: Eukaryota; Metazoa; Chordata; Actinopteri; Beloniformes; Adrianichthyidae
Gene: erg28
Product: ergosterol biosynthesis 28 homolog
Cellular component (GO): endoplasmic reticulum; membrane
Molecular function (GO): protein-macromolecule adaptor activity
Source: RefSeq, a predicted model, not a curated record